AUGUUCAACAACAACUGGACCGGCUUCCUCUCGUUCUUCGUUUUCUUGCUUCUUGCUGUCCCAUCAGAUGCUUUUCCUAAGAGAAAAGGCAAUGGCAAUAAUGCAGCAACCGGAAAUACAGGAGCUGCAAAAGGCAAUGGCGCUGCAAAAGGGGCCGCAGCAGGAGCAGCUACUGGUGCCGCUGCCGCGGGAGGAAUAUCUCUCGCUACGGAUGGAUCUACAAUUCUUGACAAGACGGUCACUAUAAAUGGUCUGGAGAUCCGAUACAAGAUUAGUGCACCAGCUGAUCAGUUCACGGCGGAAUCUGGCGUCACUGGAGCUGCGGCAACGGCCGGUGCUAACGGUACUGCUGGGCUGAACGUCCUUUUACAUGGCGAUGGCGGUCAAUCAUUCUUCGAUUUCCCAAAUCAGGACGUUCAGAACAAUCUUAUGGGAGUUGUUGUCUUGGCUCCAGAUCCAAACCUAUUCUGGGGUGGUGGCUCCGGACUUGAUAGAACAGAUGGAGUUGCACAUUCAGCUGCUGUCAAUACCUUGAUUCAACAGCAGCUUUCUCAGGAUGUUGCUUUUGACCCAGCCAAUGUCUUCUUUACCGGAGUAUCGGGUGGCUCUCUUAUGCUUUCCGGAUUUUUCGUGCCUGCGUUCGGUGCUCAGUAUCAGACAGGUGUUGAGCUCAACUGCGGAGCCUUGUCACCACAAGUUCCCGUAGUCGAUGCUGCAACAAUGAUUGCGAAUACCAAGAUCCAUUUCCAGUCUACCCAAGACGAACUUGCGCUCCUCCAGGAUGCGAUUCCACAGGCUGUCGCAGCAUACGAAAAAUUGGCCACGGGUGCAGGACUUGAUGCUGCUACCAUUGGUACGUUACAGACUGUCGAUAACACACCUAAUGGAGGAGGACACUGCGGAUUCGAUGGCAAGGGUUUCGUCUCAGGUGUUCAGUUAAUGGCAACCAACUAUGCAAAUGUUAUGGGUGACAAUGCCAGUGGCGACAUUGCCGGUAUCGGAAAUGUGUUGACUAGCGUGGUUGGAAACGAGAAUGUUCAAUUCUCAAGUGCAACCUAA
Messenger RNA from Glarea lozoyensis ATCC 20868, 1059 nucleotides. RefSeq lists its product as uncharacterized. The transcript has 3 exons. Bases 1 to 1059 code for a protein of 352 amino acids. Lineage: Eukaryota; Fungi; Ascomycota; Leotiomycetes; Helotiales; Helotiaceae. The record is from RefSeq and is a predicted model, not a curated record.